Molecule: messenger RNA, 6803 nt
Organism: Plutella xylostella (diamondback moth)
Lineage: Eukaryota; Metazoa; Arthropoda; Insecta; Lepidoptera; Plutellidae
Product: calcineurin-binding protein cabin-1
Biological process (GO): chromatin organization
Cellular component (GO): nucleus
Molecular function (GO): protein binding; nucleosome binding
Source: RefSeq, a predicted model, not a curated record
GUCUAGAGGCCGUGAACCCCGGCAAUUUUUUGUUUAUUUUCCAACAAAAACACAAAAUUAUCCUCCAAAAUGAUUAAAAUUGCCGCUUUAAAUGAAGAAUCUGAUGAAGAAAGUGAUUCUGAGGAGGAAGUGACCCGAGAGGCCCUAGAACAAAUCGCAUUACAACAGUACGCUAAAGCUUUGGAUUUGCAAAGGAAAGGCAACGUUAAGGAUGCACUACAAUUACUCAAGGACUUACUGGACACGGAGCUUUUGUACGAAGUUAAGAAGCCAGCGCCCGGUGAGCAGGCAACUGAGCCAUUAUUCAAUUUGAAGUACUUGUGUUAUAAAAAUGUCGCUGCUAUUCAAAGCUCACUGGAAGAGACUGAUGCCGCUGUGGAGAGCUACUGCGCGGCCGCUGAACUGGACGACACCGACGUGACGCUGUGGCACCGCUUCGGACAGCUCUGCCUGCGGACUGAGCGCUACGACAUGGCCCUAAAUGCUUUCCAACGCGGAGCCACUUGUAACCCUCGCCACUGGCCGUGCCUAGACAAAAUUGUAACACUAUUACUAGGUCUUGGCUACUAUGAAGACUGCAUUGUGGCUAUAUAUGAUGCACUCCAGCUAGAUCCAGGCUACCUGCGAGGGCUAGCUUACAGGAAACAUAUUUAUACCAGUUAUCCUUACAUACAUGACUUCAUGGAAUAUACUAAUAAAAAAUAUAAGUGGAAUGAAAAAGAAGAUGAUGAAAUAGAUGAGAUAAAAGCUGCACAGUUGUUGAAAGAGGCACAAGUCAUAUUUGAUAAAUUUCAAGAGCAACAGAGAGCUGAGGAGGCAAUCAAAUGUGUUCUUCCCGACUUGAAGCUACAGAAACCAAUCACAAGCCUCACCUGGUCCGCAGUUGGAGAGUCCAUUGUCCACAUGCACAAUUACAUGACAGAGAAAUACUUCAGCCACGCUUGCUUCAUAGAAAUGGCAUUCAAAAAGGAAGAAAAAGAGGAAAUUAUGGAAGUGUGUGAGGAACCAAAGAAAAUUGAGUCUUCCGAAAGCAAGUCUGAAGAAAUGAUUAUAGACUUAGAAAAGAAUGGGGAAAAUGGGUCUGAGAAUGAUAAUAAUGAUUUAUCUGAUAAAGAAAAAGUAACAACUGAUACUGAAAAAGAAGAUGGAGAUAAUGAUGCAUCACCAACAGAGGCCACUUCAGCUGACCCCCAGCCCCAGUCUGGGGAUAGUAAAGAACUGAAGAAACCACCAGUUAGAAGAAGAGGAAGUGAUUUGAGUUUCCUUCAACAGUGGGAGUGGUGUAACAAAAGAAAGUCUGGCCGUAAGAAGCAAGUUGUGAAGGAUACUAAUGAUAAUAUUUAUGAUACACUCAGGAAAAUGGUUCCUACAAGUCUAGUCCCAGAGAUUGUGGCCAAAAAAGAAAGCCAGAAGGAAAGAGAAUCAUCCCCAGAUGUCACAGACAUUGAAAAGCUUUUUGAAGAGAAAGAUCCUAAAGUGGUAAAGAGUGAUGAUAGUCAAGAUAAAGAAAAGAAGGAUAUGAAUAGUGAAGAAUAUUUUGGUACAGACAAUGAGCAAAAAGAUGUGGAAAGUUUUAUAAACAAAUAUACAGAAAACAAAAGAGAUAUAAUAGAGAUUCUGAAAGAAUUCCUUCAGAUUCUAAGCAGCAAGUGGAAAGUGAAAUGGCCUGAAAGACUUCCUAAUAUUUUUGUUGAAGCUAAUAAAUGCUAUGGAAACCACAUAGAUGUGCCAACUUGUACAGAUGAUAAUAUAGAAGAGUUGCUACACUAUGUCCAUGUCAAUAUCUUAACUGAAGAGUUUACAGUGAAUAGAAAACUGAAUGCAAUACCUGAAGACAAACAGCUCCAUGAACUAAAUGUGAUAGAGACUUUAGGACUGACAUUGGCUUUCAAACCUCACAUAUUUGGUUCAGAUUGCUUAGAAACUAUGCUUAGAUAUCUGUGGGUAAAGUUACAUUCCCAUUUGAUAAACAAAAACGAUGAGUUUGCAUUAGACUGCUUGUACCAACUGUCUCAUGAAUUCGAAGCAAUGGGAGAGCACCAUGAGACUUUCACUUUGAAACUGGAAAAUUUCUCAUUCAAGCCCAAUAUAAAUGAAAACGAAAUAGCUGCUUACAUAAAGUUCCUAGAGAGAAACAAAAGACUGUCAACUGUUAUGGAGCUGUAUGAAUGUGGAAAGUAUGACGAGGUUCUAUCCAUUGUGAUAGACUCAUUUGAGCACUGCAAAGAUAUAGCUAGAAAGCAGGAAGAGGAAAUGUCCCUUGAUUUUGCUGUUCAGCUGUCAAUCAUACUGGAUGCUUAUUGGGCUUUGGAUAAAGUGGAUGACUGUUUUAAGUGGUCCCUUAUAUGCCUUCACGAGGCACUAAAGCAUUUCUUCCAUUAUACAUCUGGCUGUCAGGAUUACGAGAAAUGGGCUCUGGCUGUCGUUAAAAUACUGUGUUGCAUGGAGCAUGUUUUAAGCACUGAAGGUCUUUAUGUAUUAGAUAACGUCUCCCGCAAAGAUCUGAGUCAAGGCCUCGACAAUCUAAUAAGAAUUAUUGGCCACCAAGUGGAAACAAGUACGACUGAGAUGCCAUUUGGUACUGUUGUGCCAUGGAUCAUUAUGUAUUAUAUAUUACAAAGGGAAGAAGACCAGGGAAGGGGGAGAACUCUGGUUGAUAAAGAUAUGGAUGCCAGUGAUGAUGUGCCGAAUCCUUUGAUGGUACUGUUCUUAGGACACGAAAAACUCGGUAGUCGCGGAUGGUGCUGUAAAAGUGACGCUAAAUUACUCUAUUUCAUAUUAGAUACUCUUGUGCCGCGUCUCCGCUCGCCAUUGUUGGCAAGAUCCCUGGAGCAAAUCCUCCAAUACUUGGAGCAAUGUGUCUAUUGCCUCUUCGGUCAUCCUGGCAAGAAGAAUAAAGUGAAAUACCUCGAAGAUCAUAACGCCACGCCACACUCGCUCGAUUGGCCGAGAGCGCAACAAAUCUAUGAAAUAUUCCGACCUAUAGCAUUACCAGAACUACAUGGCAAAGUCACUGCUCUAACCGCUGAUACCGAACAUCUGUUCCAUCGCAUAUUGGGUCUUCUGCCGCCGGAAUACGAGCUACAGAAAUACGUACCGGACUUGGAAAAGUUCAUGACAGGAAAAGAAAGUAAGAUGCCAAGCGUGCCUCCUCUUUUACCCUACAAAAUGAGAGACAUUUACUUCUUAUUAGGAGACUACUAUUUCAAGAAGGAGGAGGGCAAAAUGUCCAUAAAAUACAACAUGUUCGAUGUCAUUAUCAACAACAGCAGAUUCGAAUCGUGGGCUGAAAUCACAUUGGCGAAAGCUAUAAAUCUGGAGAGGAUGCUUAACUCAUGUAAUAAUAUCAAUAACGAGAAGGAUUUCAUGAGACCCGCAAAGACAAUCAUUCGAUGUUUCAAACGAACCCUAGACUUGGAGUCAAACUGUGACGUGUGGGUUGAAUAUGGCGUGUUCUCUUACGCUGUCCACUCGUUCUGCUCGAGAUUGUUGAAGCAAGCCAGCGAGUCCCUGAGCAUGGAGGAUUUCGAAUCUCUUGAAAAUCAGAAAGAUGAGAUGUUAGAAACAACACAGAAAUGCUUUGGCACAGUCUCUAAUGAUCUCCCGCACAAUCCAGACCCUGACAAAGUUCACGAAGGAAUGUGGCUGUCAUACUAUUUACUGGGUAAAGUAGCGGAAAAACGCAACAAACCGCCCGCCGUUUAUACGGAAUUAUACCUAAAGUCCGUCAAAUGUUUGCACGAGGCUGAAGCCACUUACCCGUCCAAAAUUAACUACAACUCACCACAGAAUUAUGCGAUUGAAGUUCUGGAGUUACACUACCGCAUCCACGCUUCCAUCCUGAAGUACAUAGAGCAACAUGAGAACAAGCCUAUCCCUGCUUCUAUCGGGAAAGUAUUCCUCAGUCGGAUAGAAGAGUGGAAAAGUGGGCCGUUUACUAAAAAGCCCAAGAAAGUAAAUUCAACAGAAACAACCACAAAUUCAACAGAUGUUGAAAUGAAAUCUUUUGAGACGCCAGCGCCUCAGGCAGCUAACAUAUUGAAGAGAUCCAUCAGUGAUGUGGGCGAAGAAGAUACAGCUGAAGCAAAGAGACUGAAACUAGACUCGGCCGCGGCCAAAAUACGGCGAUCGGCAUCGUACGAUACUGAAAGAUUAGCAGCUAAAGAACCUAUGGCACAGGACAAAGGUCAAACUAUUGAAACAAUCAAAGAACAAACCAUAGAAACUGAAAACCCUCCUGAAAAAGAUGCGGCAACAACACCAACAGAGGAGAAAAAACAAGAGCAAACGACAGAUGGUAUCAAAGAUCAGACGACACCCACAGAACCAUACACAAACGGCCACGCGGCACCAACUACUACUGAAGUUAACUCUAAACCACUUGAACUAAUCGCUGAAACCGAGGCAAAGGUGCAACCCGCUGAAACUGAGAAAAAGGGAGAAAGUUCUAGCAGCACCUCCUCUUCUUCCUCGUCAAGUAGCUCCAGUGACUCCAGCUCCGACAGCACCAGUGACUCGAGCAGAGACAGUGACACUUCCAGCAAGUCUUCCAAUGACAACCGACCACUGACAGACGACGAAAUCAUGAAUAUCAUUUCAGCCUGUCUAGACGCCCUCGAAGACUGCGUCAGUCGCUUCCCGCUCCACUACAAAGCUCUCUACAGAAUAGCUCACUACCAUUUUUACUACAAAAAAGGGAAAGACAUUGAGAGAUGCAGAGACAUCAUGUUGACCAGUUUCACGUCAAAACUCGGCAACAAAGUGACGGGACUGUUCGGAGAACGCAAAACCACCAACUUCUUCAACAACAUCUGGAGAAUACCGCUGAGUGAAAUAGACAGGCCGGGGGGAUUCGCCAAUCACAUGAACCGCUGCGUCCUGCUCACUAUGGAGAUACUGAAAGAGAUAGAUGACCACAAGACGUUGCAAGAGAUGAGUAUGCAACUGCAGAGGAUCCCAGAACCGGACAAGAAGUAUUUAAGAGAUUCCGACAGAGAGGAACUCGCUCAACAAGCCUUCUCCUUAUGCGUGCAGUCUCUGAAAGGACAACUCCAGAAAUUCAGUCAGCAAACAGACUUGAAGAGCAAUGAAAUCGAAAAGAAGGCUUUCAACAGCCUCAUGCUGGACAUCUAUAGAGCCUACCAAAAAGCCCAAAAGCAGCCGAACUCGAAACAAUUUGUAAACUUGCUAGUUGAUGGCUAUAAAUUGAUCACGACAAUAACGAUUACGGAAACCACGAACUUGGUGGACCUGAGUAUGAAGUACUGCCAGUCGUUGAUUCAGGCGUUGAAGCAGCAAGCGACCCUGGCUAGUCUGGAUAAGACACAAAACGCGCAGAAGAAACAAGCAACAAAGUCCGUAGAAAGUGCGAAAGUUUCGACGGCGUCUGUAGCGCAACCACAAAUCCCCAAGGUAGAUUACGCUAAGGCUACUUCAUCGGCUAGUGCUCUACCGAAAAUGUCUACUCAGGACAUGACCAAAGCAUUCCAAAGUUGUCUCCCGAUGUUGUCGGACCCAGUGUUGUCUCAGCAAGCGGCAGCGGCGCUUUCGCUGUCAUACUUGAGCAAUAUGAGUGCGUACGCCGGCUACUCAGCCCUGCAGAACACAUUGCAAUCGUCUUUACAAACCUCGCUACAGAAUUCCUUCCAAGCGGAAUUCUAUCGCCAGUUUCUUGGACAAAACUUCUCUUCGUUCCUGCCCCCGCCGAAGAAGCAACAGAAACGGGGCCCCAAACCGCGCACAGAAAUGCCAAAGACAGUGACGCACGGUGCUACCACAGUGACUCCUCUGAACCCGCAAAUGAAAGGAACCUCGAAGUCAUACACUUCCGGACACAGCUCUUAUAACAAAACUCCUACCAGUGUCGCUACUAUCACCAAAUCAGCUUCUACCGGUGUAAGCUCCAAGAGCAAGCCGUCUUCAACGACCAUAACCUCUGUGCCAAAAUCAAUGUCUUCAAACUCAGUCAACAAACCAACUUCCAUGGCUUUGCCUGCGAUUACCAUGGCAGUUUCAUCCAUGGCGUUACCUACGAUAACGAAGUCAGUUUCCACAGGAGCGUAUGGGUCAACUAAAACGGCGGUGACACAUUCCAUGGCAGUGCCCUCGAUGGCGAAGUCAAGCUACGGCUCAAAGUCAUCAUUAACUGGACACAGUAAACCCUCAGUGCUCACUAGCACUCACAAGCCCAAUUCGUCGACACUAGCCCCAAGUAUGGGUACAGUUCUCCAAAACCUACCUGCAUCUUUGACAGCCGCGAUGCAAUCAGCCAUGGCCACUUCAUCGAUCCCCCACUCCAGUGCUCACAUCUCAAUGCCAGCGCAUAUAACCAGCUCAUCUACAGUAAACGCUGCUAUACAUACCAAACCUCCCUUACCACACCAACAAGUCAGUCCAGGAAAGACCCUUCAAGAAAAACUAGCGGAGCGUCAAAAGAACUCCCAUGAUUUAAGCGCCUCUAUUGGACGUCUGCCGUCAUCUUUAACUAUAACUAAAUCUGGCUUAUCGAAACCGCCGAUGGUCCAAGGAAAGAAAUCUGAAACUAAAAAAUCUCUGAACUUUGAAAGUGAAAGGCCAAAACCGCUCAUAACAUCAGACGAGGUGAUUGUUCUUGAUGAUGAUGAUUGAAGGCUGAAAGUGCCUAAAUCUUAUCAUAUUAUAUUAUUAUGUAUUUCCCAUUUAUAAUAAGUAGGUAUAUGUUAGAGCUGGCUCUUGUAACAUUUUUGUAUUGUAUGAUUUUAAUAAGACUGUGAAUGAUUUGUAUAAUAGAUUUUAAUUCUCAAUUAAAAAUAAUUUGAUGAAUA